Messenger RNA from Odontomachus brunneus, 4286 nucleotides. RefSeq lists its product as uncharacterized. The record is from RefSeq and is a predicted model, not a curated record. The transcript has 2 exons. NCBI's taxonomy places the organism in Eukaryota, Metazoa, Arthropoda, Insecta, Hymenoptera, Formicidae. Bases 832 to 2154 code for a protein of 440 amino acids.
GCUCGGGAUCGCUUCGCAGGUCCGACGCGUUUUCGCAAGUUUCCGGAGUUGACCACAGAAGUUCACCCAUACGAGAUGUUUUGAUUGCGUCUUCGGCGAUCUGGCCGUGUACACGGAGACACGGGACUGAUCGAACACCAAUCGACAGCGGUUCGGACGAACAGGGAAAGAACUUUGCGGACGGUCAUCUCGAACAAGGGACGUAGGCAGUUGCUUGUCACCCGACAUUACAGCGACGAUGAGGUUGACGAAGCAUUAGGAGGAGGGACGAGAUCCCACGAAUGCGGUUGUGUCAUCACAAGGCCUCUUCGAAAAAAUCUUGCUUCGUAUCGGAAUGAACAGAAUCUAGUUGACGAUUACUAACUGAUCUGACCAGUCCGUGUCUAUCUAUGGUCGUUAGUAAGUUUGUUCUAUACGACAAACAAAUAAAAUCUGUGCAAGAUAUAGUUCCCGAAUAAGAAAGAAUCAGCCGAUAAAUACAAAAUCGGAGAUCAAGUAUGGCGCAAAGUCCAACGAAGAAGCGACGCAAUUCAUUGUAAAAUCAAAAAAUUCUUGGUAUAAGAAGGACCUAUCAUAGUGGAAUCUAUAUCUCAUCCCAAUAUCUAUAAACUGCGUUGGCUAGACGGUCGAUACGCAGGGAUUUCAAAUUCUCGCCAGCUCCGAUCUUAUAAAGAAAUAUUAUUGAGGAACACUCCAAGAACCGAGGAAUCCGAAGAUUCAGAAGUCUCAGUCAAUGAGCAACUGAUAAAUCACCAGCCAUCACCAUAAGAAAAUGCAGAAGAAGAGAUUGUUGCUUUUCACAGUACCAAUUACCAUCACUUAGAGAAUAAAAUGGAUUCAUCAUUUGAAGAUAUAUUGUUCGACAUCAAAAGUGAACUAAAGGAAGCAGAACAGGAAGAAUUGAGUCCUCUCAAUCGAAACCAAACGCUUACUCUGGAAGAUUUCCAGAAUUUACAGUCGACUACCACGAAUCAUCAGCCAAGCGACAUAAGAGAAGAUUCGACUGACCAAUCAGAAUCAUCCGACAACUACUGGGACACAAACGAUCUGGAAAUAACCAAAGUCCUCAGCAAAACCAUCAAACCGCGGCUCGAGUCUUCUUAUCCCACGGAUAGAGAGAACGAAUACCUGUUGCAACGAUCAAUGGUAGCGAUCCAAAAACUACAUCGCAUUCUGGAAUACUGGGAACAAAAUUGCUAUAACUACACUAGCUAUUCAGGUGAUACUGACUGCACAAUCAGUCAACUGCAAGAACCAACUUAUAAUCGUUGCUCACCACAAGAGCUCGAUUUACAAAAGACUGAUUCCAAGAUUAUACAUCCUCUCCGUAAUAAUCCUUCUUUCCUCAACAAUCGCGCGGAUAAUAAUUUAAUCAGCGCGUCUACUUUCCCCAGAACUAGUUUAAGUAAGAUCGCCGCUCAUUCAACGUUUCAAAAGACGAUCAACGCCAUGGAAGAGUUACAGUGCCAGCUCGAACAAUGGAAGAUUAGAAGAAAGUUAGCUUGGACUAAACAUCUAAAGCUUCGAAAAACGAUUCAGGAACGCAUUGACCAGAUCACAGCAGAGACAUUAAGAUUAGAAAAGGCGAAUGUCAGCCUUGAACAGGUACUGUCGAAUCUAUUUAACGAACAGCCAGAUAAUAGCGCUAUAGAGAACUCUGAAACAAACACUCAGUUGAUGAUACCAACACACACAUCAUGUAUGAUGAAUCCAACAUCUAACAAUGCUCGCUCGGCUCCACGAAAAAUCAAAACUAAUAGGAAGCCACAACGAAAACGUAAACUUUCCUGGACAUCGUCUAAAUUAAUGAUCCAAAACAACACAAUUAGAAAUAAUGUCGUAUCGGCCUCGGAUUUUUCGGAGACAUUGUUGAAUUCUUCCACAUUUCAUCCGAUACAGACAAAUAUGAGCACAGGUAUAAAAUCCAUAUCGUCAAUUCCGGGAUCAUACAAACUUAAAAAACAAACUAAUCUCAGACACAAUAUUUGCGAUUCAGAGUCAAAUGAAAACUUAAACAAUAUCUCACAUAUGAGAUCAAAAAAAUCUUUGGAAGAAGCCAUGAACUUUAGUCACCUGAAAUAUAACCGCUAUAAUCGGAGAGACCCUAUAACGGGAAGAUUUAUUUCGAUGACACGUAGUUCGAAAUUGAAUUAAACAAAAGAGAUCUAGACAACAUUAGCAAGUGCCGAAUUCUCUGACGAUCCUAAAAAGUAAUCUAAAGGUUCUAAAACCCACCAGAAGAAUUCUCGAUCGACAUAGUUAUCCACAGCAGAGUCUAGUCUCAACAAAUAACCCGAGACACCUGUGACUUUUACGCCCAGAAAAAAAUAGUUAUUGGCCCCAGUUAUCAAAGAGUAAAAGAUGUUAUCCCACUCACGAAAUGUUACUUUUACCAAAACGGCUUCUAGAUCAAACGACUCCGCCGUGCUCUCCACAAUUUCACACGAGUCGGUUACAUAUCGCGAAGUCGCUCCGACAUAUCACUUACUACAAAGCUUGUCGACACAUAUAUCCAAGUUUUAUCAACAUACUCGUACGAAAAACUGAAGAGUCACCAACACGAGCAUCGCACAUCUCAGUCGUAACAAUCAUCAAUUCCAGUCACUUCGGGUGUUUCUGAUUUGCAGACUACACCAAUCGUUGUGAUCAAAGUUUAUAGGUUCCACGGACUCUCGGACAGUGCUGUUCUAUCUUGUCAGAGGGAAGAGGGCGGGGCAAUGUAUAACCGGAAGAAUGAUUACAAACCCCGAGAUGCUUACAGCGAAGACGAUCUCUUAUGAUUCGAGGAACUAUAAGUCUUUUAAAACUGCUUUUUUUUUUAGAUAUUUCUAGAUUAGUUACAGUUAAUCAGUGGGCCGUUGGCAGUUUUAGGAAUUCCAGCUAUCAGUUACCGAGAAAUCGUCAGUUUUCCUCAUUGGUCUACUCUCUGUGAUAUAAGGAUUCUGGAGGAUGCAUCAAACGUCAGUUCCUGAAACGUCCAUCGAGGAGCUGGACGACCAGAAUGGAGCAGUCAGCCCAGUCUCCCAUCAGAAGGGAUUUCAGGGUUGCUACGUAGACUAGAAAACGGCGACUAAUACGUUAAGUUUAGUGUUUCUUUAACCCUAUAGUGUUAGGAGGUGUCACCGCCUUUUUCUUAUGAAAACAGCGAUAUUUUGAUUGUAUAUCUGGGGAUUAGUGUCCGUAUAAAUAGGUUUUCAGCUUUAGAUCACUUUAUAUUAUCAAUUUCUUUCGUUUCAUUAUCAUUUUAUAUUCUAACCAUUAACUAUCAUCCAAGAGGGAUGGGUUUUUUUGAUUGAUGGGUCACUACCAUCUGAGGAGUAGGGAGCGGAGAAGCACUUUGUCUAAUCAAACCUAUGAAGGAAGAACAAAAUGUUUUCUGCUCAUCGAAUAGGUUACUAACCUGUCCUAAACUUUUCGGAGUGCUUCUCCGCUUCGCAUUAACCUCCGCGUUCUUAGAUUAAAUUAAAAUAAUCACGCACCUGUCUGUGAACACGAGUUAUGUCCAGUCAUAACAUUUUUAAUUUAUUUCUAUAGCCAAGCUUUAUUUCUUUUUCUUUCUUUACUUUUUAAAUUAUUUUUAUUAAUAUUUCUUUAUUAUCAUUUAUAUCAAUUUAUUUAUAUUAAUAUUUUUUUAUUUCUUUAUUUUUAUCAAAAAAUUAUUUCUUUCUAUCCUAAUUAGACAUGAGUUGCAACCCACUCUAAUCGUUGAUUAAUAGGUACAUCCUAGUCAUUUAAUUUAUCUUAUUUGUUUAGUCCACGGAGAUUCAGGAUUUUUCAGUGCUAACCUGUACUCCAAUAUCUUGUGUUCACAGGUGGUACUAACCAGCGAAGGCUGACUACGUAAAAUUGGCUAACAAUAACUUAGAUGUACAGCCAAGCAACUCUAGACGGUUCUUAUUAGUAAAUCAGGGUCUAUGGACUAAAACUUUAUGUAAUAAUUAAGUUUAUAGAUUUUAUUUUUACAACCACAAUUGUUUGGUUGUCAUAAUUGGCCAUUACCAGGACUAGUAAAAACCGUCCAGAGAAGCGAUUAAGAUUUGCUUGUCAGCAUGCGACUAUUUCGUGUUUUUUUCUUAUCUCAUAGCGACUAAUUGAAAGUUCAACAUUUUUUAUUUGCUUUCACCAGCACAUUGGUCCGCUCAGCACUUCACAUGGGUUUCACCAAGUAAUGACCUGUAUAAUAUCUUAUAUAUACUCAGAUAGUCUGUUUCCAGUAGGUUCCAAUGUGCGAAAGCUGUUCAAUAAGUCUGUGCGAAAAUAAAGAUAUUUUUUUUUUAAAAGUCAAC